Molecule: messenger RNA, 5139 nt
Organism: Osmerus eperlanus (European smelt)
Lineage: Eukaryota; Metazoa; Chordata; Actinopteri; Osmeriformes; Osmeridae
Product: progesterone receptor-like
Exons: 10
Coding region: 129-2177 (682 amino acids)
Biological process (GO): positive regulation of transcription by RNA polymerase II; male gonad development; nuclear receptor-mediated steroid hormone signaling pathway
Cellular component (GO): chromatin; nucleus
Molecular function (GO): zinc ion binding; nuclear receptor activity; estrogen response element binding
Source: RefSeq, a predicted model, not a curated record
UGUUCAAAUCUAUUAACGCGAGGGAACGGGUCGUUGACAACCUAUCCAGUUAAAACGAAACAGUAAGUUAAUCGUAUGACAUAAUAGUCUAAGUUUCCUCCGGUGAUCCACGUGACUGGCAGUGAAACAUGUUUUCAUGUCCAAAGAGCGUCCUUGGACUUGACUCAACUUUGAACAGCUCGGCGGUCAUUUCAGAUCUUGCCGACGCCAGUCGAGUGGCCCAGACAGCCUCGGAGAUGUGUGACGCGGUGUCCCUGUCCUUAGGUUUGGGUUCGGAGCAAGACAGAAAUCAUCAACUAUACGGAUCCACUGCGCCCUCGGAAGUAGGCUCACUGAGUCACGGAAACAGUUUCUUCGGGACGUCACUGUCAGAGUUCGGAGGCAAAGCAAAAAUGACAUUAGAACUAACUAGCCAACCGUCGUUCGAUUAUUUUGGGACAUUGAUCGAGGAAUGCCGGGACUUGGAACAAUCAAGUUGCGUGGAUCGCCUUAAAUUCAAUGCAAGGGAUAGCAACCGUAAAAUGACGUACGGCCGAGAGCAAUCCCGAAAUGUCUGCGAGGAGUCGUAUGUGCCAAUGAACGCCUUGGUUGAUAAAUCAACGGCCCCCUUUCAACCGGACUUGGCUUACAAACCUUCAAACUACAGAAACUCCACAAACCCUUUACUUUGCGACAAUACAUUGUGCUUUAAUGAUCUACGAAAUAGCAGCCAGAUCACCGAACCAGGGCCAGAAGGAUCCAAUGGACCCUGGUACGCUGCAUUUUGUGAUUACAUCCAGAGUUCGUCUCUAGGACACUGCAAGCCUCUCUCAGACGCUGACGGCAGCGGAAUUACUGAGGCGCGCGGGACAGCGGACGCUGAUAAUGAGCAUAUGGAAAGUUCUAGUGCAAUGAUGCAUCCCCGGAGCAUGUAUACAAAACCGUGCUCUAUCAAGACCGAGCAGCAAGCUUGGGUGGAUGUAACAAAUUCCAAUCUAAGGUUUGAGGGUGUGUUUCCUGGUAUGAGGGUGUUCCUCUCAGAGAAGAGGGUGUGCCAGGUGUGUGGUGAUGUUGCCUCGGGCUGUCACUAUGGCGCCGUUACCUGUGGCAGCUGCAAGGUGUUCUUCAAGAGAGCCGCCGAAGGUAAGCAGAAUCACCUGUGCGCCAGCCGCAACGACUGCACCAUCGACAAGCUGAGGCGGAAGAAUUGCGCUUCCUGUCGGCUGAGGAGGUGCUUCCUGGCUGGGAUGAGUCUCAAAGGCCAGAGGCUAAAAGGCCUUAGCCAACCGAGGAUUAAACUGGAGGGGGAGCAGAGUGCUGGAGAAGAGAGAAGGAAAAGGAAAAAGGCCGGAGAGCAGGAUGGAGUCCCUGACUCUAAUGCUACAGUUACCCAGGCUCAAUCGUCCAUUUCCGUCCUUGGCCCUUUGCCCAACAUGCAGUACCACCUGCCUCUACUGAGCGUGCUCCUGACCAUCGAGCCAGACAUGAUCCACGCGGGUCAUGACCCCGCCCAGCCGGAUUGCCCCUCCUCCCUCCUGAGCAGCCUUAACGAGUUGGGAGAAAGACAGUUGGUCUCAGUGGUACGCUGGGCCAAAGCUAUACCAGGUUUCCGUGACCUGCAUGUGGAGGACCAGAUGUGUGUCAUCCAGUCCUCCUGGAUGAGUGUGAUGGUGUUGGGCCUGAGCUGGCGUUCCUACACACAGACUGACGCCUCCAUGCUCUACUUUGCACCCGAUCUGGUCUUCAACGACCAGAGGAUGCGUGCGUCCAGCAUGUAUGACCACUGUGUGCAGAUGUGCCUGCUGUCCCAGAUGUUUGGCGUGUUGAGGGUGACCAAGGAGGAGUUCCUGUGCAUGAAGGCCCUGCUCCUCUUCAGCGUCCUCCCAGUCGAGGGUUUGAAGAACCAGCAUGGCUUUGACCAGCUUCGGACCUCCUACAUCCAGGAACUGGAGCGUCUGACCAGCCAGAGAGGAGAGACCACACGCACCCAGAGACUGUUCCAUCUCACCCAGUUACUGGACUACCUGCAGCCGAUUGUGAGGAAGCUCCACCAGUUCACCUAUGACCUUUACAUCCAGGUCCAGUCUCAGCCCAUGCGGGUCAGCUUCCCAGAGAUGAUCGCCGAGCUGGUCAGCAUGCAUGUGCCAAAGGUCCUCACAGGCCUGGUGAAACCCAUCCUCUUCCACAAAGCACUAUAACUAUGUACCGGAGUUGGUCAGAGACCUUAGACCCUGAGAGAGUCCUCUUGGUUUAACAAUACAUAAGAAGGCUUUGUGAGUUAGGUUUUUGCAUCUGAUUCCAGAUAGGUACCUGAUGCAGGUGUAGGGCUGAAUUAGGAGGUACCUGAUUCACUGGCACAUGGAUUCCAUGACAUUGCAUCUGAAUGAGGUAACCAAGUUGACUUGGUUAAAACCCCUCCUCAGCAGAAAUUCUGCGUUAUUGAAAAGCUUGCUUUUCCACGCUGUAGCUGGCCAGAGCGGUGUAUUUAGGGGUGGUUGUCGCAUUAGUCAGAGGCCCCCCGAGUUGCAACGGUAGAAUGUUCAGAUCAGGAGGAGGCGAUGCGAGUGGAGGAUUCCUUUCCCCCGGUUGGAAUCAUUGAACUUGGAUCAUCGUCUUCGAUCCAUCAGACCCACACCCUCUAAGGGGGGGGGGGGGGUCACAAUAGUUGGAGAGGAAGACUUGAGGAAGACUCUGGAAUUCAAAGCUGUCUUCCUGUAAAUAUGGUUUUGAACUGCUUUUAAUGUCCCGUUUGAUAUGCUUUUGUUUCGUCUUUUAGGGGCCAAGUUUUGGGAGUGUUUUAGUAUUGUAUGAUAUCUGUUUUACAGCUUUCACACAGUUGUGCAUGGAGGAGACCAAAUCUGUUUGCAUACUCUCUUGUGUUCAAAAUACAUCACAUUUGGUCUCUUCCAACCACUGAAUUUAAACCUGUGAUGUCCAUUAACAAAAAUUAAUUAACAAAUUAAUUUGUUAACUAACAAAAAGCGAAAUCAGUAACUUUUGAGUUUAAAUUAUUUUACAAGCUCCCAUGCGCGCCAUACGUAUUUAGGUUUAUGUCACGGCAACUGCCUUUAUAAUUGGCUACACCAACGAUAUAUUUUGUAUUGGUUUGUUUCAUUCUUAUUAUGAAUGGGUUAUUUGACUAGAUAUAAAUGUAUGAGUGUGCAUUUAAAAUGACUGGUUUUCCUCGUACAUGUCUUUUACAUGCUCGGGUAAGAUUACACUGAGCUUGUCGGAUUGAUAUGGUAGUUGCUUUUGCACUAGGACAAAAGUGAGUGACUUUCAGUAGAGAUGAACAUGCUCAGGCAUGUCAGAGUAGCCUCUGGGGUCAGUUGUGUUCACUUUGAUUGUGGUUAACUCCACUGCCUUAUUAUUAAUUGAACAGUUGUUCAGUGCUUGCAUUGAGAUUUGUGUGGUGAUCAAGCAAAGAAAUUAUUCUCAAUUAUGUCCAAGAUAUGGCAUUGACUGUUUUGUACUCUAGAAUUAUGGUAUAUGCACGUUUUCAGAGUUGGAGAUAUUAUCAACAUGUUUUUUCCCGGCAUCAUCUUAAGCAGUCCUCCAGUCGUGGACGAGCAAUCCCAAUUCCCCGGUCUUCCAUGAGUUUCAGCCAAUUGGUCAGUCUUAAGUGUCACCCUGACGACAGGAGCUCCUAUAGUACAACAGUACUGAAGGUUUUUCUGUAAACACUUGUGCGCAAAUCGCUAUUCUUUUUUCUACUUCAUAAAAAGAAAAGAAUCUCUAUCAAUCCCACAUACAAUUGACUUGUAGCCUUCAUAGUAACGAUUGUUUAUAGUUUGUAAGUAUUUAGCACCAACUGCAUGUAGCUGCAAUGUAUAAAUCUUGAUAUACCAGAGCAUGACUUGUUUCUUUCAAGUACAUCCAGCUGUCGCCCUACAAACAACUCCUUCUCCGCACCACGGCCGUUCUCAUAGGCUGCUGAGUGAAGGAGGUAAACAGCUACUGAGUCCAAAGCCCGCCCCCUCCAAAACACGCCCACAUGUACAUGACACCACAGAAGGCAGCAGACCCUAGCAGAUCAAAAAUACAAUUUCAUUUUCAAUCAAAAAUUGAAAAUGUUGUGAAAGGUAGCAAUUUUUGCAACUGGGUCAGGGUUAGAUAACGUCAAGUUAUCAAACUCACAAACUCCAUUUUGAAGUGCAACUUCCUUCACAUUUGUGCUGGGGCUAUAGCUGGACCCUCCUCGUUUAUUUGGAUGUCCGGGUCUCAUGACAAGGUCAGAGAGUGAUCAUCCAUUUUGUUAAAGCUGCACUUUAUGAAGGUAAUAUUAGAAAAUACGUUCAAAAAAUGAGAGACAGCGCCCCCAAUCAUUGUCUGAGCUUCCGUGCUCUCCCCUAACUUGGAGUUAGAUUAACAGUGUUUUAAAUAAGCCUCACUGAGCUAACUCUCAGAGGGCCUCAUUAUCUUACGCAAUAUGUUUAUAAGAGACAAAACUUUUUUUUACUGACAAUCUUAUCUACCUUACCUUUAAGUAUGGUCUGAGCACGCAUUCAAAGAGGGCUAUAUUAGUCUUUCUCUUGUUUAUCUUCAUCUGGUUGUGUUGAAGCUUUGCUUGUGAGUAACACAUUAAAUAAUACAAUUACAGUUCUUAUAUAAACACAAUGUAUUAUAAACAUAUUUUUUAUGUUCUUUGGAACUUAAUGUUCCAAAGAACAACAUGUGUGUUGUUGUUAGUGUAAAGAAUGAGAAAAGGAAAGUGUAACUUCUCUUCUCUGACAACCGUAAACUCGAACAACAUGCAACAGACUCGCAGUCCAACACUAUUCUUCUGCCUUACACCGUUACUGCCACUUACUGGAGGGUAUAUUUAGGUUUGCAAUGAAUGGUAAAUACCACAUAUUUCUUCAAUAUAUACAUCUGGCAGUAGCCAAACAGCAUAUAAUAUAAACUAAGAUAGAGAGCACUUUUCCCAAUUCAUCUCACUCCAUCUGCUCGUAUUGAGUCCUGGAGAAGCUUUGCUUGUGAGUAACAUAUUAGAUAAUACAAUUACAAUGACAUAUUAUAUAAGCACAUUGUAUCAUGAUAAUCUUUGUCUUUGAUGUAGUCUGCCAUUGCAUAACAAACAUGUUAUGUUAUUUUUGUUAUUCUGUUUUAACCAUAAAUCCUGUCCUCUGUCCUUCAUGCAUCAGAGAGACUUUGCUACUA